Molecule: messenger RNA, 1431 nt
Organism: Aspergillus luchuensis
Lineage: Eukaryota; Fungi; Ascomycota; Eurotiomycetes; Eurotiales; Aspergillaceae
Gene: GLO3
Product: ADP-ribosylation factor GTPase-activating protein
Exons: 6
Coding region: 1-1431 (476 amino acids)
Biological process (GO): COPI coating of Golgi vesicle
Molecular function (GO): GTPase activator activity
Source: RefSeq, a predicted model, not a curated record
AUGAGUGCCUCCAAAACGGAGUCUCAGAAGAUCUUUGAGAAGCUAAAACUCAAGCCCGCAAACAAGAUCUGCUUCGAUUGCGGCUCCAAGAACCCAACAUGGUCGUCUGUGCCUUUCGGUAUCUACCUGUGCCUUGACUGCUCGGCCAAUCACCGUAACCUGGGCGUGCAUAUCUCCUUCGUUCGCUCCACCAACCUCGACCAAUGGCAAUGGGAACAGCUCCGAGUUAUGAAGGUCGGCGGUAAUGAGUCCGCUACCAAGUACUUCCAAUCGCACGGCGGUUCUGCCGCUCUCGCCAGCAAGGACGUCAAAGUCAAGUACACCUGCAACGCCGCCGUGAAGUACAAGGAGGAGCUCAAGAGACGCGCUGCGCAGGAUGCGCAACAGUACCCCGGUGAGGUUGUCAUUACCGAUAUCCCCGCUGGCACUCCGUCCAACGGCUCCAGUACCCCCGCCGCUGAGGAUGACGACUUCUUCUCCUCCUGGGACAAGCCCUCCAUCAAGCGCCCCAGCAACCCCCCUUCCCGUACCGGUACCCCUCCGGUUGUCAGCCGCACUGGCUCGCCCUUCCUGAACUCCGGCGCAAACGGCUCCCGCUCCAAGUCGCCCCUGUCCGCAUCCGACAAGGACAGCUCUUCCCCUGCACCUACCGCCAUCCGCGCCAGCACUGCUGUCCGUAAGACUCCUUCCACCACCACUGCGAAGAAGGGCAGCGUGUUGGGCGCCAAGAAGGCCCCCAAGCUGGGGGCUAAGAAGAUCGGCGCCGCGGAAAUUAUCGACUUCGACGAGGCUGAGAGAAAGGCUAAGGAAGAGGCUGAGCGCAUUGAGAAGCUGGGCUACGACCCUGAAGCCGAGCAGGCUGAGGCUGAUGCUAAGGCCAAGACGACCACCACCGCUGCCACGGCGAUCGCCUCGCCCACUCCUAUCAGCCCUAGCAGGAACACCCAAGAACGCAGUUCAGGUGAUGUGGAGCGUCUUGGCAUGGGAAUUGGACGACUCGGAUUUGGACAGACUGUCGGCGUGAAGCCGGCUGCCCCGAAAAAGCCGGGCUUCGGUGCUGUUGCCCCUCGGUCUGCAGCUGAUGAUGAGGAGUUGAAGCAGGCCAAGUCUCGCUUCGGUAGCCAGAAGGGUAUCUCUUCCGACGAGUUCUUCGGACGCGAUCGUUUCGACCCCAAUGCCCAGGCUGAGGCCAAGGAGCGCCUUCGUCAAUUCGACGGCGCCCAGGCUAUCUCGAGCAACUCCUACUUUGGACGUCCUGAGGAUGAUCUUCCCGUUGCCGAUGAUACCUACGGUGAUCUUGAAAAUGCUGCCAAGGACUUUGUGCGUCGCUUCGGUAUCACCGCGGGUGAUGACCUUGAGAACCUGACGCAGCUCGUUGGGGAGGGCGCAACUAAGCUGCAAGGCGCUAUACGCAGCUACCUGAACAGCUAG